AUGACGGAGCAACAGCGGCCGCUAUUCGACAAGAGGAACUCUUCGACCUCGUCCGUCCUCAGCGGGGGUAAUGGAAAUGACAAUUCCAAUACCACCACCGACCGAGACACGUCCUCAAACGACGAGCAGGCCCAGGCCACCCACCAGCCCUCUCGGCAGCACCACCCCAAGAAGCACCAAUUCGUCGUCGGCGGCGCACACUCUCGCCAUCACACCCGCGUCCCGUCCUACGGGCGCAAUUUAAACAAGCUGGGGAAAUUGGCCCCGAUUGCGACAUCUCCGGGCAGCGGUAAGGCGCGUGGGGAGGAGAAGGGCAGGUCCUCGGCGAAGCGGGCGACGUUCGAGCUCGGCGGAGACAACCGCCAGAACAGCAACGGAAACAGCAGACCAAGCAGCUACAAGGAAGAAGGAGGGUACACAAACGGAAACGCAACGAACACGAGCAACGGGACGCCGCCGCCGCUCACCACUGUUGCUACCAACAAGGGUACAAACGGCUUGGUCAAGUCAUCAAGCACAAAGUCUCUUGACCGUAAACCAAGAGACGGCGCACGAAGACUAAAACGAGAAGAGAAGCGCGAGAGAUCACAAUCCAAAUCCCGCGACACUACCGAAGCGCAGCCACAGACACAGACACAAUUUCAGCUCCCUACCCCACCGCAGGCAAAGGUUCAACCACCACCGCCGCAACACCAGAAUCAGCACUUUCAAUCUCAGCAUCCAUCGCAUGCCCCAACGCAUGCCCCGACGCAUCUGCUCCAGCAUACAAAGGCUGGUGGGGCCGCACCUCCCAAGGUCAGCGUUGAGUCCGUGCAGGGCACCCAGCCAACCGUGUCGACCAAGAUCCGGCGCACAACCGCGCAGCAGAACGGAGCCUAUGUAACCCCUGCGCAUUCCCUUCCAGACUCGCAUGAGCAACCCCUGACAUCGCGAUUCAUCGAUUCCUCGCUGGGAAACUCAAAUUCGAUAUCGCCCUCAUCUGCAGCAAAGGCAUACGGGCUGUCGCCGGCGUAUCGGGAAAGCCUGCCCACAAUAGUGUCAACCCCGCCUGACAAGGCGCCGGUUACACCUAAGAUCACAUCGCCCAAUCCCGCAUCGGCAACCGCAACUGUACCCUCGCGCACGCAGCAGAAGCUAUGGCUUCAACGACAAUCAUCGCAGCACGAGGCCCCUCAACAUGUUCAGAACCAAAACAGGAUGGGACCUGGGUCGGAGUGGUAUGCGCUGCAACCACGGGCCCAGAAGGAGUUUGAGCGCGUAAACAGAGAGUACCUGAACACGCGGCGUUUCAAGAAUCCCGCCGCACAGAGCAUUGAAAGGAUUCGGGAUAAGCAUGCCGACCGGCGGAUCCCGAAGCGCAAGGAGGGGCAGUGCGCGGAGGGAGCGGGGGCAAUGGGAUUGAGCCAGUCGCUGAAGGAGACGGGGGCAACCAAGUCGGCACGGAAGGAGCUGAAGAUGGGCUCAAAGGACGACUCGGGGGUGAAGCAGACGGCGACAACGAACGGGAAAGAACGGGAUAGGGCAGAAGGGUUGCACGCAAUAUUGGUGAAGCUGUGGAACACAAAAGAGAUGAUUCCCUCCAAUGAAUAG
Molecule: messenger RNA, 1590 nt
Organism: Morchella sextelata
Lineage: Eukaryota; Fungi; Ascomycota; Pezizomycetes; Pezizales; Morchellaceae
Exons: 2
Coding region: 1-1590 (529 amino acids)
Biological process (GO): TOR signaling
Cellular component (GO): fungal-type vacuole membrane; TORC1 complex
Source: RefSeq, a predicted model, not a curated record